Telopea speciosissima is the source of this 1483-nucleotide messenger RNA. RefSeq names its product RNA pseudouridine synthase 7-like. NCBI's taxonomy places the organism in Eukaryota, Viridiplantae, Streptophyta, Magnoliopsida, Proteales, Proteaceae. Gene Ontology annotation, biological process: pseudouridine synthesis. The record is from RefSeq and is a predicted model, not a curated record. Gene Ontology annotation, molecular function: RNA binding; pseudouridine synthase activity. The transcript has 12 exons. The coding region runs from base 43 to 1203 and encodes 386 amino acids.
UCAGCGACUCAGCGUUCUACCGUUCGUUGUGUCGUGAGGGUAAUGAAGAGGAAGAGAGAGGAGGCAGAUACGGAAAUUGUAUGGCAAACCCCUGCAAACCCUCCGGAGCGCCACGAUUACAUCUUCCGCAACGGGAGGCGCCACGUCAAGCCCUACUACUUCGAGUUCAUCUGUCAUGUUAAGAAACGAUGGGCCGGGAAAACCAUUGUGGAUCUGUUCGCUGAAGAGUUCAAAGGAAGGCCCUACGAUUAUUAUGUCAGUGCUGUAAACUCUGGGAGGAUCCAAGUUGAUGGACAAAUUGUGUCAGUUUCAUACAUAGUUCAACCAUCGCAGAAGAUAAGCCACUUCUUGCACAGGCAUGAACCACCAGCGAUGGCCUGGGAUGUCUCAAUUUUGCUGAAAGAACCUGAUGUUUUGACUGUGUGUAAGCCUGCAUCUGUUCCGGUGCAUCCGUGUGGUCAGUAUCGUAAGAACACAGUUGUUGGCAUCCUUCAGGCAGAACAUGGAUUGUCUCCUUUGUUUCCUGUGCAUCGAUUAGAUCGCCUGGUCUCUGGACUGCUUAUCUUAGCAAGAACUGCAGCUAAAGCAGAUGUAUUUAGGCAACAGAUUGAGGCUGGGAUGGUGCAUAAACAGUAUAUUGCAAAGGUUAUUGGGUUAUUCCCAGAGGAAGAGCAAGUGGUCAAUGUCAAUGUCAAUUAUAAUGCCAGAGAAGGGAGGAGCUCAGUUGAGGAGGGAGACAGUUAUGGUGAGACAGCCUUGAAGGGAAAGGUUGCAUGUACAAAGUUUACAAGGAUUAGUACUAAUGGAACUCAUAGUAUUGUUUUAUGUGAACCAAUCACUGGCCGAACUCACCAGAUUCGUGUCCACUUGCAAUAUACAGGCCACCCCAUAGCCAAUGAUGUGCUUUACCUCUCUAACAUCGUUGCGGAUCGUUCUAGUCAAGGAAAAACAGCUGGUAGAGCUGCGGCAGUUAACUCAGACCAUUCUCCAGUAUCUAAUUUUUCUUGUAAUGCUGAUUCUGAUGAAUAUGAAGAAAACUCCUGUGAGGACUUCAGCAUUGAUCCUAUGUGUACUAAUUGUCCCAAUUUGGCUCCUAAAGGAUAUGAUGAACAUGAAGAGGGUUUGUGGCUUCAUUGUGUGAAGUACUCAGGGCCUGGGUGGAUUUAUGAAUGCCCAUAUCCAGAUUGGGCCUCUCUUAGUUAAAUCCCUCUCUCUGUGGAUCACAGCUUUCUGGUUGGGAUGAUUGCAAGUGUGAACGAAUCUGUCUGCCAAGGAAAAAAGAUUUACAAAGAUGGCAAGAAUCAUGUAUCAGUAUUUAAGCACAAACCAGGCAUCAAAGUGUCGGAGGCAUCUUCAGUGCAAGGGAAUUAAUGAGAGAUGAAGGCUAAAUUUUUUGGAUAAUAUCUAAAGGCCAGACUCCUGACCUCUGUCUGAUGAUAAGAGGAUCGGGUGUAAAGAAUGAUAUACUUGUCACUUAUACUUU